AUGGAUAAUCCGCUACACCGGCUAUGCCUCAACUGGGGCUUGCACAAAUCCUCAGCCGCGCAAACUCUGAGGGAAAAACUCAUAAUCCAAGGAGUUCUCCAGCAGACGCAGGAUCGAUUUCAGCAUAUGUCUGAUCAGAUUAUUCGUCGCAUUGAUGACAUGACGAAACGUAUCGAUGACUUGGAGAAGAACAUCUCCGAUGUUAUGGCUCAGAAUCAGAUAGAACAGCAGCAACCUUAA
Molecule: messenger RNA, 240 nt
Organism: Cylicostephanus goldi
Lineage: Eukaryota; Metazoa; Nematoda; Chromadorea; Rhabditida; Strongylidae
Source: the annotation of a GenBank genome assembly